AUGUCAUAUCGACGGUCUGGAAAUUCGCGACGGCAGCAGUCGGUCGACUUUCCUCGCUAUCCUCCCAUGUCACAGUCGCAGACACCACAAUCCAUGCCGGCACCGGCGCCUGCUCCUCCGGCUGCUCUUGUGCCUGUACCUCCUUCGCAGCCCGCUGGUCUGGUUUCAGACUACGAUUCCGACUAUCCAGGCUACCAAUCAGACUAUCCCACCCAGGCCCCUCCGCCGAAUCGCACCAACGAAGAGCUCAACCUCUCUGUCCUCCAACGGCACAAUCCUGAGAUAUCCCGGAUCUUGUCGAUAGCGCCCUACGCGGUCGUCUACGAGUUCUCCCCCUUGCCACAACCUGAAUGGACCAAAACAGGUGUAGAAGGCUCGCUCUUCAUUUGCGAGCUGGUGCCGGGGAUGUACGGCGAGGAUCGAUACUCUGCAAUUGUUCUGAACCGCAGGGGCUUGGAUAAUUUUGAAGCGGAACUGAGAGAAGGCGAAAACGCUGGGGUCGAGAUAACCGGAGAAUAUGUCAUAAUCAGCUUCAAAGAAGGCCACGAGCAAAAGAUCUACGGAGUGUACAUCUUUCACGAUGUCCCGGGUUCGUCAACGGAGCAUACGCAAAAGCGAAAUGGCGAACUGAUGAAAAAUCUUGCUGAUCAUGCUGGAGCGAGUCGACAGGCUGCCGAAGCCGCUACCGAAGCUGCAACCACGCAACACACCAAUGGUCACAUGCAGCAGGCAGAACAAACACUUGAAAACCGACAAGGCAAUGCUCUUGUACCAGGCCAACAAAUCAGCCUCCAGCAAUUAUUCGGGCAGCAAAGAGCUGCGGACUCCGCUUGGAGCGUGAGAGCACAUAAUCUUGACGGUGGAGGCCAACAUCCAAUUAGCCAGCAGCCCGAUACUUUGGGCGAUCUAUUCAGAAAAGCCGGCCUUGGAGCAAGAUGA
Molecule: messenger RNA, 939 nt
Organism: Rhinocladiella mackenziei CBS 650.93
Lineage: Eukaryota; Fungi; Ascomycota; Eurotiomycetes; Chaetothyriales; Herpotrichiellaceae
Exons: 1
Coding region: 1-939 (312 amino acids)
Biological process (GO): deadenylation-dependent decapping of nuclear-transcribed mRNA; positive regulation of catalytic activity; deadenylation-independent decapping of nuclear-transcribed mRNA
Cellular component (GO): P-body
Molecular function (GO): mRNA binding; enzyme activator activity
Source: RefSeq, a predicted model, not a curated record